Messenger RNA from Nymphaea colorata (pocket water lily), 1519 nucleotides. RefSeq lists its product as uncharacterized. The transcript has 2 exons. Lineage: Eukaryota; Viridiplantae; Streptophyta; Magnoliopsida; Nymphaeales; Nymphaeaceae. The coding region runs from base 386 to 1156 and encodes 256 amino acids. The record is from RefSeq and is a predicted model, not a curated record. Gene Ontology annotation, cellular component: chloroplast.
CAUAAAAGAGAUUGCUUCGAGUAAAGGAAUUGCUUUGACCCUCCUAAUUCUUUGCAUCUGUCAUGUCAAAUCUGGUAUAAGCAGCUAAAGUUUUCUUGAAGUGAGGUGAAAGCUUCGAAUUUGAAAUGGGGAGCUAAGGCUCUGCAUUCUGUAUGGGGGAAUUGAAUGAGGGGCACAAUAGCUAUUACCUGCAAUACUAGUGCCUUGUACUGAACAAUUUCUUUCGCUUCCACGGCUCUACCAAAUGAUGCCUCAUUGUUGAUAACACUUGUAGAAACGAGAGGUGCAGAAUAUUUCAGAGGGGGAAUGGGCAAUUCAAUUAUACAAGUAGCAGAAGAGCAUCCAUCACCAGCCCUUUCUUCCUUCUGUGCUGCUACCAAAUAACAUGAUCGCUCUCAAGGUCAUCUUGAAUCCAUCGCUUCAUCCACCCAACCGGUGCUUCCCUCACCGCAGAAAUCCACGACCGAAUAAGAGGAACCACUGUUUUGUGACUGUGUCCUGCAACACGAAGGAUUCCGAACCUUCUUCUUCUUCGCCGGAAGGAGAUGAGCGCAAGCGGGAAUUGCUGGCGAAGAUGGCCAUGAUAGAAGCGCAGAAAGUCAGGCUCACCAACUUCUUGGACGAGCGAUCUGCCUACUUGACACAGUUCGCCGAAGAGGCCAAUGUCGAGUUCGAUGCAAUAGCAGAGGAAACGCUCAAGGGACUCGAUGAAGCCAGUGCAAGGAUCAUGGAGAAUCUGGAGAGUCGGAUGCAGGCCUUCGAAGAAGAUGCAGGUUUGAACAAGGAGGAGAUCAAGAGGAACGACCAAGUAUUGCAGGACUUUGAAGACCAGAUGGAGAAGGAAAGGAACGAUGGGCUCUUCUUCAAGAGCCUGAAGACCAAGCCACCCACAGGGGAUAAGAAGGUAGAUGCCAAGGAGGAAGUCAAAAAGCUCAAGGAAGUCACCCGAGGGAGUGCCAAGUCGAGCAUAAGAAGAAACAUCUAUCUGGCGCUGGUUGGCCUGUUGGUGCUCACCAUCAUCGAUGCUCUCACCAUUUCAUCCGCCGUUGACUGGCGGAAGAUAGCAGUUCUCGGAAUUAUUUUGUUAGCCUUGACUGUGCAGCUUGUGUAUGAACAGAGCAUCUCCACAGAAACGAAAGAAAAGGAUGAAGAAUGAUAGAUGUAGUAGCACAGACAAACCCCCCAAAUUAGCUGUAAAUAUACCAAAGGAACCGACCAACAUAUCAGGGCAUCUUUCACUCCAAAGGUUGUUCCCGCUCUGGACAGAGCCUGAACUUGGUGGUCUCUUGCAUUGAGCCCGAUGCAGCCCAACAUGCUCUGUCGUCACCAAGAAACAGGACUUGUGGCUUACAAUAGUCUCUGGUGCCGCAAGAACAAUAUAUUCUGCAGCUGGCUUUGUACCAUUUUGAUUAUAAUUGAAAUUGUUUUAACUCUCUUGUAGAAAAGAAGGCUUUACGAACUGCUUUUCAUACUGUUUCUUAAUCCCGAAUAGAAGCUGUUUUAUUUUUCUCUUCUUUAA